Messenger RNA from Drosophila sechellia, 2390 nucleotides. RefSeq names its product DC-STAMP domain-containing protein 2. Lineage: Eukaryota; Metazoa; Arthropoda; Insecta; Diptera; Drosophilidae. Gene Ontology annotation, cellular component: membrane. The record is from RefSeq and is a predicted model, not a curated record.
UUGAUUAUGGAUGACAAAAAUAAUGUAUGCGAUAAUACGUAUAGACGAAAGAAUGCAAUAGUAAGCUCGGAGGAAGAUACGGAUAAUUUCACUGGAAAACGCAUUAACUACUUGUACAAAAGUCACCGCAACUUUGAUCUGGACCAGACCGAGUCCGGGAAAUACCGGGAUUCCAUCUGUGAAGGAGAUGCGCCCAUCUACCCGCUAAACCCGUCGAGGGAUCCCGAGGAUCCUGAGCCAGAAGACGUCCCUGAAGAUCAAUGCCAAAAAUCACCUACAGAAUGUCGAUGCAACGCAUUGCUUUACGUUUUUGGAGGAUACAUUGUCGGACUUCUAAUGGUACUGAUAUGGUACUAUAGGAAUCCUCAAGAGGCCUGCAAAGAUCUAAAUGGAAAAUGGAUUUUCAUCGUCUUGCUUGCCUUACUGCUGAUUGUAUUGGUUCGACGACGUGCAGCAAGGUGCAUUGUAGUGUUAUGCCUUUUAAGCUGUUCAAGCAAUCUGUUUCGGAUAGCGGUUAUUGCAUUAGCUUUCUUGGUGGCUGUUUCGGGGCCUGUAAAAAAUAUAAUCCACAACACGUGCAUUUUGGCGAACACUCUCACCUGUGAACAAAAUGUCCUCAUACAGGCUCUAAUGCUUAUGCAACGAAUUAUAAAUGAUCCUUCUCAUUCAGUGGAGGAGGCAUUCAAGACAACUUUGGGCGAAGUGUCCCGACUCAUGAAUAAAUUGGACAAACUUUUGCUAAAUCUGGAGAGACCCAUAGCUUAUACACAUGCAACUUUUAAGACCUGCACCGAUUGGUUAUUGUUACAGAAGGAUCACUAUGACUACAAGAUGGGUACUCCCUAUAAUCGCUGCUUAAAAGCUGGUAACUUGAGUAUUGCGCAUUGCAAGAGUGAAUUUGGGGAAGGCCAAAAGGAGUGCUGUAAACUAAAACUAUUCCUUUGGUUCUGUGAUAGUCUCAAGACGUAUACAACUUUUUUCAAUGACAAUAUUCAAUGGUCUCAGAUGGUCAUAAAGGAUAUAUUUCAACGAUUGCAGUUAUGCUUUGUCAAAAUCCGUUUUAUUUUCAUAACCACCAUUAGUUUUGAUCACAGCUUGAAAUUUAAUUCAACAGGACCAUUUCCCUCUAACAAAGACCACAUUAACGUACAGGAUGUAAAAGAGGAAUUGGAGGCACAGAGAUACAAGAUACAUUUGGUGCACCUUUGGCUCGAUUUGAUUAUCUUCAUGCUCUUGCUCACCAUUAUUUAUCAAUCCAUGUGCUUUUGGUUUCGCUACCUAACCAAUGACAACUACGAAAACAUCUAUAUAACAGAGGCCUUCGAGGACUACGAUGACCAGUACCAUCAAAUCAUGGGUUUAAGAGCCCUGCCCUUAAGCAAUUGCGAAGAUAACAAAUAUGUGAAGAUAAGCUCAAUGCGACUUCUGUCCAAAGAAUUCGAUACUAUUUAUCGUUCAGCGAUCUUUUUGGUAAUCACAGGAAUACAGCUUUUCUGCAUCUGCCUUGUGGACUAUAGUCUUUAUAGUAUGCUAACUUUGAUGUCCUAUCACGGACAUAUGAUUGAAGAUGUUAAACCUCCUGCUUAUACAAAAAUUGUUAUUAACUGCGGAGGUAAAAUUGGCGACAUGCUACGCGAUCUGGUUCAGGCAUUUGAGCCAAAAAUAUGUAAGAUGAAUACUCAAAGGUGCCUACCGAUCCCAGGGUAUCCAAAAUACCUUCGAUAUGUGUGGAUCUUAUUACUAUAUUUGCUGGCCUGGUUCCUGGUCUUUUGGGAGCCAUACGGCCUGCGACAAAGACACCGUGUUAUGAUGUACUUUUAUCCAGAGGAAUCAAGACGCAGAUCUCACGAUUUGCACGACAUUAUAUUAAAAAAUAGAAAAAGUUUAUUUAAAGCAAGAUGUGAAGAAGCACGUUUAUUGAACGCCUUUGAAAGCACCCAUGAAUUUGAAUCAUUCACCACGUGGCUUAAUUCUCGUUUAAACUGGUAUGCUCUAACUUUAUAUUUGAAUAUAUUAACAAAAUCUUGCAGGUGCCUCAGUUGUUGUACAGUAUCUUUUAUUGGUCGAUGUUGCACUCUGUGCAAUAAACCACUGAAGAAAAGUGACAAUGUUCCCUGUACCUGGCCAAGCUGCAGGGGUAUCUACUGUAAAAUGUGCUUUCAAGAGAGCAACAAUAAAUGUGUUUUAUGCUGCCCCGAAAUCGACGAUGAACUCUUAGAACCAGAGAACUCUUCGGGAAAUUCGGAAGCUGAUUUCUGCAGCAUUGAUAACAAAGAUCCCCAGCCGCGAGAUAAGAUAACAUAGUUAGCUGCCAGAACAUCGAGUCCCAUAUUGUCUAGUGGUUAGGAUAUCCGGCUCUCACCCGGAAGGCCCGGGUUCAAUUCCCGGUA